This is a messenger RNA of Botrytis fragariae, 606 nucleotides long. RefSeq lists its product as uncharacterized. The coding region runs from base 1 to 606 and encodes 201 amino acids. The record is from RefSeq and is a predicted model, not a curated record. NCBI's taxonomy places the organism in Eukaryota, Fungi, Ascomycota, Leotiomycetes, Helotiales, Sclerotiniaceae. The transcript has 4 exons.
AUGGUUUGGGCGAGAACUCUUCCAGCUCACUAUCAAAUCACUGGCACAGAACAAAGCAAUGAUCUCGCUGUGUGGGAGCGCCAGGCGGAGAAGCGUAGAGAAAAAAGAAGAAAGAAUAAACAAAGAAAAAACGAUGGCCUAUUAGCUAAGAGGAUACAAGCUUUGCAGUCAGACACGAAUGAAGAUACGGAAAUGCAUGAUGAAACGGGUGGUACUAGUACCAGCAGGCAUCCAGCUGCUGCUUCCAUGCCUCCCAAGAAAUCACGGAGCGAAUCAAAAAUAGUUAAUAAAAGGGAGGGAGUUAGAGAACGCAUGAAGAGGAGAACAGUAACUUUAAAAGAUGCAACGGCGCAGGAAAAAGCGGCUAGGAAAGCUAUCUGGAAGGAUUACGUGGCGAACCAGAAGAAGAAAGCCAGGGAUAGGAAAAAUAAUGGCGAUAUCGGAGGUGAGAUUGAACAGCAAGGGGAGGGAGAUUUGAGCGUUGGUUCAAGGGAAAGCAUGAGUGGUGCGAAGGAUGUCAAUGAGGCAGCUGGAGAGAAUAGGGAUGGAAUGAAUUCGGGAGUUGGGUUGAUGUUUGCUGGACUCGCUUUCCGCCCAAAAGUCUAA